AUGGCGCUGACCUGGCUUCCUGCUGCCCUCCAGCACAGAGCAAGCAGCGGGCUGAGGCUGGCCAGCCACAGGGCCCGGGUCACUGGGCCUGUAACUGAGGGCGGGGACCUCAACCUCGCCCUUCUGCGUCCAGACUCCGCCCCUCCGUCCACGGUCCCGCCCACAGCUCCCGGCAACCCCUGCGCCGCAGCCGCGGGGGCAGGACUCCAACUCCCGCCAUGCCACGGGCCCUGGGCUCCGGAGCUCCAUAGCCCACAAGACACCGUGCGCCUCGGGAGCCGCUCUAGCACUCAGUCCGCCGCACUCGCCUGCGAGAAGGACGGGUCCCCGGAAGGUCCAUCCCGAGUUCCGGCUGCCUGCAGCACGGCGUUCACACCGUCACCCCUGGAUCUCAUCUUGAAGAACUUUGGCUGUCUUUGCGCGCUGGGGCGGGGGCUGGAGACCGAGACCUCGCCUCGGUGCUCAUUGGUCUUGCCGGGGACUGGAGGCCACAACCGCUUGCUGAAUGCAUGCGCCAGUGGCGUCGCCCGAGACCAGAAUGGUGGAUCACCUGCUGAUGGUCUCUUGGCACCAGAGAGUCCACUUUUACCGUUGAUGAGCCAUCUCCCUAUCCAUGAGGAGGCCACCGUUGGCGUUAGAGUUCACCUUGCACCACGUCUGUGUUAGAGGCGCCUCCAGCACCCAGACACACACGUACCUGCUCUGCACAGCUCGCUCUCUGGCAUCUAAUCACAUCGUGGUCUGGGCACAGUGGCGCACACCUGCAGUUCCAGGGUUUUGGGAGGCUGAGGCAGGAGGAUCACAAGUUCAAGGCCAGGCUCAGCUGUAUAGUAAGACCCUGUCUAAAAAUAAAAAAUAAACAGGA
Messenger RNA from Sciurus carolinensis (gray squirrel), 865 nucleotides. RefSeq lists its product as uncharacterized. The record is from RefSeq and is a predicted model, not a curated record. Bases 1 to 666 code for a protein of 221 amino acids. NCBI's taxonomy places the organism in Eukaryota, Metazoa, Chordata, Mammalia, Rodentia, Sciuridae. The transcript has 4 exons.